CCUCCCUCACUUAGAUGUUGCCAGAAUGUCCUUUUACCCCAGGGGGGGGGUGUUGUUAUGUAUUAGGAUUAGCCUGCCCGUGCAGUAUAAAGACCGUUUUAAUCUCACUGGUUGACAGUUGCCUCUUUUCCAAGCAGCAGGUUCGAGAUUUUCUGUCCCUCUGUUGUUAUUCUGUCAGCAGAAAGGACUCCGAUCAAGUAUCUCAAGAAAACUGAAGGAAAAUACACAACCUAAAGAAGAAUGUCAGGUAUCUGAGCCAGAAUCAUGACCCAGGGCAAGGCAGCUUUUGGAAAACAAAGAGCAGCUUUCUGAGAAGACAAAACGGGCUUUGAGUCCAGCUCGGCCGGGGCGGUCGUGUUUGUGAAGCAGCCAAGCUGAAGAAGACGCUGAAGUUGGUGAGAAGCGAGGAAGCUGAGGACGGAUUUGGUUGCAGGGCUUCACAGAGCCGCGUGCAGCACCUCUGACUGAGAGACGCAGUGCAUUGAGACAACUGUGACUUUAUAAGUACACAAACCGAGUCCAAGAAACGUGUGUGACAUCAAGACUGUGACAAAGUCAACCAAACAAAAAGACGGUUCUUAUAAACAGGACAGCAAGGUGGGAAGACGAUGCGGAUGUCACCCCCAAGCUAUGAGGAGGCCACUGCAGGCCCCCGUGAUGCUGAAAUGCUGACAGGCUUUGGCUGGGAUGAUAGAAACAUCCGGCGAGUCUUCAUCCGCAAGGUCCUCUUCAUAUGUCACGUCUUCCAUCCAUAACCCUGAGUUUUUAGCAGUGGUCUACACCAUCAUAAUGAUCCAGCUGUUGGUCACUCUGGCCAUCGUGGUCCUUUUCACCUUCUGUGAACCAGUAAAGAUCUAUAUCCAUGCCAAUCCUGGGUGGUACUGGGCAUCGUAUGUGUUAUUUUUCAUUACAUACCUGACGCUUUCCUGCUGUGCUGAACCAAGACGGAGAUUUCCCUGGAACCUCCUCCUCCUUGUCAUCUUUACGCUCUGCCUCUCUUAUAUGACGGGUAUGCUGUCCAGUUUUUAUAACACCAAGUCUGUGAUGAUCUGUCUUGGUAUCACGGCAUUAGUUUGUCUGUCUGUAACCAUCUUUAGUUUCCAAACCAAGAUCGACGUGACAUCUUGCCAGGGUGUGCUCUUCGUCCUCUGCAUGGUGGUGUUCUUCUCCGGACUCAUUUUCCUUAUUGUGCUGCCUUUUGGAUAUGUACCCUGGUUACACGCUGUUUAUGCUGCUCUGGGAGCCUUGGCGUUCUCCGUGUUCCUGGCAUUUGACACCCAGCUGCUGAUGGGUAGCAAACAUUACUCCAUCAGUCCUGAGGAGUACGUCUUCGCAGCACUCAACAUCUACCUGGACAUCGUCUACAUUUUCACUUUCAUCCUCCAGCUCUUUGGGUCACAGCACGACUAAUUCCCCUGCCUGGAAUCCCGAAUGUCCGUCACCUGCUUCUCGUGUGUCGGGGUGCCCGGACCGGCAGAGUAAUCCCAUCACCGGUGGGGCCUUAAACAAGGCCCUUAACCUCAAAAAUGGCUCCAGAUAGAUGGCUGACCUUCCACACAGGCCCCAAGCUUCUAUGUUUGCGUCUUAUAGGAGAGUAAGGUGGGAUAUGCGACAACCAAAGAAUUCCUAUGUAUUUGGCAAAUAAAGUAUCAUCUCAUUAUGUCAC
Paramormyrops kingsleyae is the source of this 1666-nucleotide messenger RNA. The record is from RefSeq and is a predicted model, not a curated record. NCBI's taxonomy places the organism in Eukaryota, Metazoa, Chordata, Actinopteri, Osteoglossiformes, Mormyridae.